Messenger RNA from Cajanus cajan (pigeon pea), 822 nucleotides. RefSeq names its product F-box/FBD/LRR-repeat protein At1g13570. Gene Ontology annotation, molecular function: protein binding. NCBI's taxonomy places the organism in Eukaryota, Viridiplantae, Streptophyta, Magnoliopsida, Fabales, Fabaceae. The record is from RefSeq and is a predicted model, not a curated record.
AUGCUAUCAACUGUGCCUGAUUUUGGUGCCUUUAAGAGUUUGGGGACCCUUUACUUAUCUGAUGUUAGAUUUGAGCCCAAUGUUUUUGAAAGCCUUAUGCUUGGUUGUCCAUCGCUUGUGACACUCGACAUUUCACAUUGUUCGGGUUUAAAAAGUAUCAAUGUCUCUUCUCCUGUUCUCGAAAUCUUAAAUCUACAAGGUGAUCAAGCUACUGAGUCAAUUUGUUUGGAGAAUGCUAAGAAUUUGACUGAUCUUGCACUCCUGGCUGAUAGACCUGGAGAUAACUUUGAGAGAGACACAAUAUCUAAUUUGAUCAAGGGCUUGUCAAAAAUUAAAAGCAUUUGUCUCGGAGAAGGUUACUUUAAGAUCUUCUCUAUAGGUUUUCCAAAGAGGCUGCAAGGCUCACUCAACUGCUUAAAACAUGUAGAACUGUAUGGUGUGGAUUUCACCGAAACAAGGGAGCUUCUAUUUGUUAUUUCUUUACUUAAAAGUUCUCCUAAUAUAGAGAAACUUUUAAUAGAGAGUCAUAGCAAUAACUUGGAUUUAGGACUGCAACAUACAUUGGAUGAGUCAAUUUACGACCGUUGUUGCUUUACUCAGCUUUUGACUGUGAACAUCAUAGUUAAAAAUGCGUGUAACAGUACACUAAAGUUCAUAAAGUUUUUGCUGGCAAAUUCCUCAUCCUUGGAGAUCCUUUCUUUUAACGUUGAUCUUGGUAAAGAUCACUAUUUGGUACCACAUAUUUCAAGGGAUUUGCAGCAAAUGGAACGAGCUUCACAAAGAGCAGAAGUUGAAUUCAUUUAUGAUGACAUGAUUGAUUAG